Alligator sinensis (Chinese alligator) is the source of this 942-nucleotide messenger RNA. Its product is annotated as olfactory receptor 1052-like. NCBI's taxonomy places the organism in Eukaryota, Metazoa, Chordata, Crocodylia, Alligatoridae. Gene Ontology annotation, molecular function: G protein-coupled receptor activity; olfactory receptor activity; odorant binding. Gene Ontology annotation, cellular component: membrane. Gene Ontology annotation, biological process: sensory perception of smell; G protein-coupled receptor signaling pathway. The record is from RefSeq and is a predicted model, not a curated record.
AUGGCUCUGGGCAAUCACACCACAGUGAACUACUUCAUCCUCCAGGGGCUGACAGAUCAUGAAGACCUGCAGAUUCCCCUCUUCAUGUUGUUCCUACUGAUUUAUAUCACCACCCUUCUGGGGAACCUGGGAAUGAUCCUGUUGAUCAGGUACAGUUCCCAGCUUCACACACCUAUGUACUUCUUCCUCAGUAACUUGUCUCCUGUUGAUCUCUGCUAUUCUUCAGUUUCUGCUCCAAAGUUGCUAGAUGACAUCUUAGGAAAUGCCAAAGCUAUUUCCUAUAGUGCCUGUGUUGCCCAGACUUUCCUUUUUUUCUGGUUUUUGACCACAGAAGUGUUCCUGUUGGCUGCGAUGGCUUAUGACCGCUACACAGCCAUCUGCAACCCACUGCUCUAUACUGUGGUUAUGAGUACGAAGCUUUGUGUUCAACUAGUGGCUUGGUCAUAUCUCGGGGGUCUUUUGAACUCACUGACACACACGUGCAGCUUGUUGAGACUGUCAUUCUGUGGACCCAAUAUCAUCCAACAUUUCUUUUGUGACCUCCCUCCUUUACUGAAGCUUGCCUGCUCAGAUACCCAUAUCAAUGAGAUUCUCUUCUUAGUCUUAUCAACAGCUAUAGGCUCUUUCAGCACAUUGAUUAUCAUUAUCUCCUAUUUGUACAUUCUGUUUGCCAUCCUAAGGAUCCAUUCGGCUGAAGGAAGAUGCAAAACCUUCUCCACCUGUGCCUCUCACCUGACAGCUGUCAUCGUCUUCACAGGGUCUCUUAUUAGUUACAUCCAACCUAUUUCCAACUACUCACUGGAGCAAGAGAAAGUGUCAGCCAUGUUUUAUUCUCUUGUAGUUCCCAUGCUGAACCCCCUGAUCUACAGCCUGAGGAACAAAGAGGUGAAGGAUAACCUAAGAAGGACAAUUAUCAGGAAAAAACAUUUUCAAUUAACUUAA